Molecule: messenger RNA, 306 nt
Organism: Emiliania huxleyi CCMP1516
Lineage: Eukaryota; Haptophyta; Isochrysidales; Noelaerhabdaceae
Exons: 2
Coding region: 1-306 (101 amino acids)
Source: RefSeq, a predicted model, not a curated record
AUGUGCUCCUGCGGCACCUCCGAGUUGACGCUCGAGCAGACCGGCGAGAAGUGCUGGAUCCAGCGGGCCUCCUUCACGCACGCUGAUCUGCACGACGAGCUGGUGAGCGAUCUCGUCGCGUUAAGCUCGCCAUUCGCGGGCUGCGGCGACGAGAGCGAGACGGUCUGCUACACAUUCCUGCUGCUCGGCGACCAGAAUGCGGGUAAGAGCACCUUCUUGCACGCGUUCACGAACGCAGGCGACAGCAGGCUGCCGGCGGGAACAGUGAAAAAAGAAACGAUGGUGGCAACUGUACGCCGUCAGUGA